AUGGAGGACCUGGACAUCCAGCUCCAGAAGGAAACAGGAGAGUUCCUCCAGCCCGAGGAGGACCACAAGAAGGUUCUGGAGUUGUUGACCACUUGCUACAUCAAAUACAUGCGGAUCUUCCGGAGCCUGGAGAUGGCCCAUGAUCACCUCGUUAACCAGCAGAAACAAGCACUGAUCAGGCAGGUCCUCGAUGGUGUGAUUGGCCGCAUCCUGGAGAUUAAAAAGGAGCUGGUGGAGCUGGAGAACUCGGAGUUUCAGGUCAUGGAUGAUACCCUGAUGGAUCUACAGCUUCUCCCGGAAGACCUAGAAGUGCCUAUCCCAAGAUAUUUCAUCAAGGAAAACCUGGAAGUCCUGCAGGAGAGGGAGAGAAUCUUUGAUGAGGUUUUCCUUAAUGAAAGCUUGGAAACAGAGCAACCUCUGGAGGAACCUGAAGAGCCUGUUGAAGCAACCCAGGCUGAAGAGGAGGAGCAUCCUCCAGCAGCAUUCAAGAAGCAAACUUACCUGACAAGGAGGAGAGAAAUUCCACUUCCCAAGCUCAUCAGCGCUGCCACUUGCAUCCAAAAGUUCUGGCGUGGGUAUAUCCAGCGUAAGAGAACAGACAUCAUGAGAGAAGAGGAGAUGAUAUUCCUGGGGAUGGUAACUGCCCAGAAAGCUGAGGUCCAGAAGAGCCAGGAGAAGACCCUCACCAAGGAGAAGCUGAGAGAGAGGGAGAGGCUCAACAUGAAGGAAGACCUGCAGGAGCAGAUGGGCCAGUGCUUCAUUGAGUGCAGGCACAUCUUGGGCAGGUUUCCUGACUACCCCACUGAAAAGGCAGGAGGUUCCCUGGCUCUUUUUUCUCAAAAGACUCCAGAGCAGGUGGCUGCAGAACUGGCUGCCAAGGAGGAGAUGGCUCAGAACAAAGACAAAGCAGCCAAGGACAAAAUGAAGGACAAAACCCCCCCAAAAUCUGGGAAGAAAGGAAAACCUCCUGAGGAAGAGGAGGAAGGCUGGAGAAUGGCUCCCAGUAAUUUCCUUUCCAUCCUGGAGGAAGGAAACAGCCAAUACAAAGCCUUUUGGCAGAAGAGAGACCAGGAGUGGGAUUUCCUCCAGGAUCAUGACCCAGAGCUGAUCAAGGAGGUGAAAGAGGAAGAUGUGGAAGAAGAGCUGAGAUUGCAGGUUGGGGAGCUGAUGCGGCAGAAGCUGGAGGACCUCAGGCUGGCUGUGGAUGGAGAGAAGAGGGACAAACCCAAAAAAGGAAGGAAGGGUGCCAAGAGCAGCAAGGGCAAGAAGGGGAAAGGGAAGAAGAAAAAGUCUGAGCUGGAGGAAGAUCUAACUCCUGACAGGACCAUCGAGUCCCUGUACAAGGAGCUGGUGGCAGGAGGGUUCCUGAUCAAGGCCCAAAACGUGAACAUCUCUGAUUACCUUGGUAAUUACCUGGUUUUCCCAGCUCACCAGGUGGAACAGAUCCCAGUGCCCUCUGCUUCAGCCAUCAGGCACCUGGUGUCCCUCUAUGGAAUCCUGCCCCUCGGUUCCCCAACAGUCCAUGAGAGGGCUCCUCUGGUGAAAGCCUUGUUGCUUGCUGGGCCUGCUGGGGUUGGCAAGAAGAUGCUGGUCCAUGCCAUCUGCAGGGAGACAGGAGCCAACCUCUUCAACCUGUCUGCUUCCAACCUUGCUGGGAAGUUCCCAAGCAGGAAGGAGAUGCAGCUGCUGCUCCACAUGGUCCUCAAGGUGGCCAAGGAGUUGCAGCCUUCAGUGGUUUGGGUUGGAGAGGCAGAAAAAGUCUUCUCCAAAGCUGGGUCAAAGGCUGGAGGAGAGAUGAGCAGCCUGGAAAAGCUCCUCCCUGAGUUCCUGAAGGCUCUGAAAGCCCAGGACAGAGUCCUGCUGGUGGGAACCACCUCCCAACCCUUCCAGGCCAAACCCAAACCCUUCUGCAAGCUCUACCAGAAGAUCCUCCUGGUCCCAAGGCCUGACUAUGCCUCCAGACAUGCCUUAUGGAGACACUUCAUCCUGCAGCAUGGAGGGGUGAUCACCAGGAGGCUGAAGCUCACCAGCCUGGCUGAGGUGUCUGAUGGUUUCACCCAAGGCAAGAUCCUCCAGGCAGUUCAAGGUGUCCUCCAGGAUCUUCGGCUCCUGCAGAUGGACAGGCAGCCCCUGGGGCUUGAGGAAUUCCUGGUCUCCCUGGGGAGGCUGGAGCCCGUGUACCAAGAGGAGGAAGAAGCAUUCCAGGCCUGGUAUGCCAGGACACCCCUGGGACAAGCCUGGAGCAAAGCCCUGGCA
Messenger RNA from Chaetura pelagica (chimney swift), 2256 nucleotides. It is a transcript of the gene DRC11, whose product is annotated as IQ motif containing with AAA domain 1. The annotation marks the transcript as partial. NCBI's taxonomy places the organism in Eukaryota, Metazoa, Chordata, Aves, Apodiformes, Apodidae. Gene Ontology annotation, molecular function: ATP hydrolysis activity; protein binding; ATP binding. The transcript has 18 exons. The record is from RefSeq and is a predicted model, not a curated record.